AGCCACGUGUCGUCGCGCGCACGACACUCUUCUAUUAAUUUAUCUGGUUAGAGAAAAUAAAAAAAUUAUUACUCCGUAGUCCGCUCGAGACGAUUAGAAGCUACCACUAAUCUCCGGCGAUUUCUAAGGGCAAGCGUUCUGGUUUUCCGGUCGUCAUCGGGCUGUACUUGAUUAGCUUGAAAGGUGGUUUCCCGGCAGAUGUUUUUCUUUUUGGUUUUGUGGUAAACUUAGCACGAACAUGCCGUUUAUGGAAUAUAAUGGUGUUUUCUUUAUGACCUGUUAAAACAGAGAAGAGAUUGCUUUGCUUCUUUGGAGCCUCUGCUAUUUAUUUUUAGGGGUCGAAGUUAGGGUUUGAUUUUUGAGAGUAAUUUUCUUUUGGGUUGUUCAACUCCACAACUGAAGAUACUGCAAAGAUUUUUUUCUUUUUCAUUUUAAUCUGUUGGCAACAUGAGAUCAGAUCGAAGGGUUAUGCAUGUCUUCAGUGCCGGAUAGAGGCUCUCGGAAUGUCAGACUGGAAUACAUACGAGGAUUUUGAGACGAUGAAGAAGAUUGGUGGUAGACAUGAAGAUGGAGGAUUAUAUAUCUAGAUGGUGCUUGAAGAUAUUGUUUGGGAUGAACUUGGUGGAGGUGAUGAUCAUAUAGUGCCUCAACCUAGUGAUGGACAACUGGAUGAUUGUGCACCUGAAGCUGAUUGCCACAAGAAGCCACGCUUUGAAACAGCAAGUGCCUUAACAAAGAAUGCAGAUAGCAAGUAUAUUUCUGAGGAUGCUAUUCGAGAAAAAAAGAAAGAAAGGUUUCCAAUUCUAAAGGAUGGAAAGAAUCCAAUGUUGGAAAGGGGUUCUUGGUCUUGCACACCUGAUGGUGUAUUUCAUGCUUCAUGUGACACUGAUUCCAUUAAUGAAGUGACAAGUUUAACUUCCGAUGACACCAAGAUACUUGGUAACUGCUUCAAUAACUGCAACGUAGAUUCAAUUGACAAUGGGCUCUGUGCAGAUGAUCCAAUGCUUGGCAGUAGAAGUUCUGGAAUGGAUGGCAGCUUGUGCCACUUCCCACUUGGUGAUAUUUCUCCAGCAGGCAGUGACCUUGAGUUUUUCAGAAAUGAAAAUGAGGAUAAGGAGAAUGGUGACCUUUUGUAUUAUGGGUGGCCUGACAUUGGCAAUUUUGAGGAUGUUGACCAAAUGUUUAGUGCUUUCAUUCAUUCUUGCAGAAGCUGUGAUUCUACAUUUGGGCAAAGGAAUCCUGGUAAUGGUGAUGAAAUGCCAUGGUUUUCUUCUUCUUCUCAUGCCAUUGACAGCUCUGGAGAUCCUCCAAAGGGAAAUGGGAUUAAUGGAGCAGAGGACAAAAUUUCAUCUGUCACUAAAACCAAGAAUGCAACUGGCAUGAUGAUUACUUUGCAAAGCAAGCAUCCAAAGCAGCAAAACCAAUUUAUGAAUGUAAGACCUCCACUAUCUGUGCCCUCAGCUACAGAGAAUUUUCAUUCUCCAGACGGUCUAGAACCAAAGCAAGAUAUCAAACCUGAUUUUUUGAGUUACUUGCAUACAUCCACUCCUUUUUUGCCCCAUCAUGCCCAGCCUAUGGAAGGAUCUAGUGAUACUUCACCAAAGGCUCCAGCUAUUAAAUCGGAGGAAAAGAUGGAUAAACUUCAUCUGCAACAUCAAGUGGAGGACACAUUAGUUAGAGAUACUCAGCAUGAGGAAUCAGUGCAGCAGUCUUCAUUUACUGAUCAAAUUACUUCCCAGAGGUACAUGCAAUGGAUUCAAGAUGAAGUUGGAGGUAAUAGUGAAGUUGAAGGAGUGAGUACAGAACUUUUACCAGUAGAAGUAGAUUCUUCAACUGUACAAGAAAGCUCUUGCAUGAGCUCUGCAUUGCCAAAUGAAGUAUCGGUAGAUGAAACUAGUUUUCAACAGCUUCAAUAUGUUAUGGGACAGUUGGAUAUUAGGACAAAGCUGUGCAUAAGAGAUAGUUUGUACCGCUUGGCUAGAAGUGCUGAACAAAGACAUAAUUUUGGAAACUCAAAUUAUGGCAGCAGAGAUGUCAUUGAUAGAAAUGGAGUGCUGAAGACUGAAGAAUUAAAUAAGUGUUCACGGUUUAUGGACAUUGAAACUGAGACAAACCCUAUAGAUCGGUCUAUAGCACACUUACUUUUCCACAGGCCUUCCAAUCUAUCUACAAGUGCUGCAAACGAAUCCUUGUCACAGGAGUCUCGAGCCAGAGUUCAUAGUUCUCUUACUAGUCAGCCUGUGACUUCUGAGAAGCCUGUUUCUUAAGAGAGGUUUCCUGGUCAAGCAGAUACAAAGACACAGAAGUGGCAACUAGGCCCUUGAGCAUUGUGCUUCAACUUUAUGUCAUGGUCAGGAUCCAGUGUUGAAUGAUUCCCUACUAAGAGGUUAUCUGAAGUCUGAACUUGAUCAAGCAUCUUUUAACCAUCUUACAUAGAUUAUCUGAAGUUUGAACUUUGAUGAAGUAUCUUCUUCAACUUUGAGAUACGGAGUAAUGGUUGUCCAACAAUAUUUUAUCUUCUGCUUAAGUGAUGCUUUUAGGAAGCCUCCUUUAAUAUGUCUGAAAGUUGAGCUUAAGAACAUUUGCACUGCUUACAUUCUAUCUAGUGUACUUUUAACUAUUUGUUCUCUAUGACUUGUCUUAGAGAAUCUCUGCAUGAUGUUUUCAUGAGAAAAAUGAAUGGUAUGAGAUGGCAAUGAUUGGUAUUAAAA
This is a messenger RNA of Nelumbo nucifera (sacred lotus), 2711 nucleotides long. Its product is annotated as protein LNK1-like. Gene Ontology annotation, biological process: circadian rhythm; regulation of DNA-templated transcription. NCBI's taxonomy places the organism in Eukaryota, Viridiplantae, Streptophyta, Magnoliopsida, Proteales, Nelumbonaceae. The record is from RefSeq and is a predicted model, not a curated record.